Molecule: messenger RNA, 1427 nt
Organism: Lolium rigidum
Lineage: Eukaryota; Viridiplantae; Streptophyta; Magnoliopsida; Poales; Poaceae
Product: aminoacyl tRNA synthase complex-interacting multifunctional protein 1
Exons: 12
Coding region: 55-1278 (407 amino acids)
Molecular function (GO): tRNA binding
Source: RefSeq, a predicted model, not a curated record
UCUCUUCUCCACUUCCCCCUAUCUCACCUUGCUCGGAAAGAAGUCGACGUGCUAAUGGCGGCGGCGGCGGCGGACUUCGCGCAGAGCAAGCAGGCCAUGUCCUACGCGCUCUGCAAGCACCUCGAUCGCGAUCCGAAUAGCAUAUCCAGUACACUUAUCAAGGAGAGUGAUAUUGCGACUCUAUUCUCACAUAUUGUGAACAAUCCGCAAGAUGAGGUAAAGAAGUGGGUUGAAUUCUCCAGCAAUUUUGCUUCAAGUGAUGGAGAACAGCAUGCGUUACUUGGCAAUUUGAAUCACCAUUUGUCUCAGAUGUCAGUACUAUUAGCCAGUGGUUUUGUACCAUCAGUUGCGGACAUUGUUGUGUUUGCAACUGUGCAGGUUUUCAUGUGUCAUCUUAGUGACAGUGAGUUGCAGAAAUAUCCAAAUAUAUCGCGGUGGAUGGACUAUAUUCAGAAUGUCGUUGAUUUUGGUACAUCACUGCAAAAGAUAAACGUGGCCAAAUCUGUCUUCAGUCCACCUCCACCUUCUCUUCCAAAGAAAGCUGAUAAAGGAGAUGCUGAUCCAACUUCGAAGAAAGCUGUUUCAGGACAGAAGAUUGCGGAUAAAUCUGAUGGAACUGCUGACUCCAAAAAGGCUGCAGGGGAGAAUAAGGUUCCUGGGGAUAAGGCAAUUCCUACUUCUGCCAAAAACGACAAGACUUCUGGGGAUAAAAAGAAGACCCCAGGGAAAAAAACAGAGGCAGCUGCAGAGAAAGCUCCGCAGAAAAGUGCAGAAAAGGAGUCUGAGUGCAAUGUUAGUAUCCUGAAUAUACAGGUUGGCAUUAUUCUCAAAGCCUGGAAGCACCCAUCAGCUGACAGUCUUCUAGUGGAGGAGAUCGAUUUGGGAGCUGGCAAUGUGCGUCAAGUUGUUAGUGGUCUUGCUAAGUUCUUCAGCCCAGAGGAACUCGUGAAUCGCCGUGUUGUCUUGAUCACGAAUGUGAAGCCCGGGAAGCUGCGGGAUGUAAUGUCUGCAGGACUGGUCUUGUGUGCUUCAAAUAGCGAUCAUACAGUUGUGGAGCCUUUGAUUCCUCCAGAAGGAGCUAAGCUUGGAGAACGCAUUUCUUUUGCUGGGUUCGAUGGAAAGCCGGAAGAUGUUCUAAAUCCAAAGAAAAAACAGUUGGACAAAAUAACACCACAUCUCCGGACCGACGAGAAUGGAAUUGCAACAUUCCGAGGGGUCCCUUUCACUACAUCAGCUGGCCCAUGUAGAUCUUCAGUUCCGAAUGCUGAUGUUAAGUGAGCGGCUCAUGAAACAUGCUGAUUUCAAACAUUGAUGUGCACAUGCGGAUGUACCAUUUUGUCUUAAUGCCCAUAUCAAAUGCUACCAGAUGUCAACAGAGUUGUCAGUUCAUCGAAUUUUAACAUCUGAAAACAAGUUCAAUUUUUCUA